UUUCUACAAAUCUUUGGUUCUCUAUCAUUGUUCAAAAAUCUUUGAAGAUCCAGAACCAAACAUUGGAAGUAAUUUGUAAAGAUGGGUACCUGCAUUCACCUCCAUUUUGCAUUACUUUCAUUCUUGGUCUUCCUCAGUCUAGGUUCAAGUAUUGCACAGAGACCGUUCUUUGAAGCAAACCAAGAAGACUCUGUUCUGCAAAAUCAAGAAGAACAAAUACCCUACUUUUCAACUUCAACAUCUAGCAAUCAACUGGACACAAUCCCCAUUGUGAAUCCAACCACCCCAGGUGGCACAACUCCGACCCAGACCCCGAUUGUUAAUCCACCGUCACCGCCAGCACAAACAAUCCCUACCGGACCGAUCAUAACCCCAACCACCCCAACAACCACAGGCGGCGGAAGUUGGUGCAUUGCAAGCCCAAAUGCUUCUCCAACCGCUUUGCAGGUAGCUCUUGACUAUGCUUGUGGCUAUGGAGGUGCGGAUUGCUCGGCGAUCCAAUCAGGAGGUAGUUGCUUUGAGCCCAACACCAUGCGAGACCAUGCUUCUUAUGCCUUCAACGACUACUACCAGAAGAAUCCGGCACCCACAAGCUGCGUGUUUGGAGGAACGGCGCAGCUCACCAGCACAGACCCCAGCAAUGGAAAUUGUCACUACGCAGCAUCAAGAUCAACACCAAGCACAACAACACCAAUCAAUCCACCAACGAAUCCAACUCCGAUGCCGCCAGCAACCCCAACCAUCACAACACCAACACCAACCGACACAAUGCCUACCGAUGCGCCGCCGACCGAUACAGCACCGACGGACGCCAGCGGUUACGGAUCAGAACCAUCGGACACAGCAAGCUCCGCGAUCCCGGUCACGAGCUACUUCUCUUUCGUCUUCUUGGGGUCACUUCUAAUGGCAAAUUGCAUGUAAGAGGAAGCAGAAAUCGACUCGGAUCUGGUCUAUUACAAUCUGCAGACCGAGAAGGCGAUUAGAUUUUUUUUUUUUUUUUUUUUAAUUAUUUUUUUUCUUUUAUUUUCUGCCAUGUAACGUUUAUACAAAGGAUACUCGGGGGGAGGAAUUAGAGUUUAAUUAUACUAAGAAAAGAGGGGAAAAUGGCAGAAAAUUAUGCUAGGGUUUCUGCUAUAAUAGUGAUAGAAUAAAUUCAUAGCUAAUAUCUACGUUUAGGAUUAUAUUCCCUCGGGAGCUAUGUGUUCUCCAAUUUAGUUCAUGUUCAACUCUAUAUUCAAAAAAAUAAAGUAGAAAAAAGUUCACAAUU
Molecule: messenger RNA, 1267 nt
Organism: Benincasa hispida (wax gourd)
Lineage: Eukaryota; Viridiplantae; Streptophyta; Magnoliopsida; Cucurbitales; Cucurbitaceae
Source: RefSeq, a predicted model, not a curated record